GGCGUUUAAACAAAUUAAACAUGGUAGUGUUGCGCUUCGCCCUAUAAGCGCCCGGCAGCUUUAUGCUUUACCAAUCAAUCGGUACAGUGAAACACAGCAGACCUGCAGUCUCGCCUGCGUUCCGGCACACGGGGAUCACUCUACAAUGUCCUAUCCUCAAUUCGGAUAUCCUUACUCUUCUGCACCUCAGUUCCUCAUGACCACCAACUCUCUGACAUCUUGCUGCGAGUCGAGCACCAGGUCCAUCUCGGAUUCGUCGGCGCAGACGCCCGUUUACUGUCCGGUUUACGAGAGCAGACUGCUGGCCACCGCGAGACACGAGCUGAGCUCCGCCGCCGCGCUGGGGGUCUACGGGAGCCCCUACACCGGCGGCCAGGGCUACGGGAACUAUGUCGCCUACGGCGCUGACGCGUCCGCUUUCUACUCGUUGGGAACGUUUGAUGCCAAAGAUGGAAGUGCGUCUGCGCAUGCGGGUAUAACACAGGCUGCCGCAUAUUACCCAUAUGAUCCCACCCUGGGACAGUACCAAUAUGACAGAUACGGAUCUAUGGAGGGAGGAACCAGAAGGAAGAACGCCACUCGUGAGACGACGAGCACGUUAAAAGCGUGGCUCCAGGAGCACAGGAAAAACCCCUAUCCCACCAAAGGAGAGAAGAUCAUGCUGGCCAUCAUCACCAAGAUGACCCUCACGCAGGUGUCCACCUGGUUCGCCAACGCCAGAAGAAGACUCAAGAAGGAGAACAAGAUGACAUGGCCACCGAGAAACAAGGGCUCAGACGAUAAGAAGUACGAUGAUGAUGAUGAUGAGGAAGGCUCGCAAGAAGAUCAAAUCAAAAGUGAAACCAACGAUGACGAGAGCAAAAGUCGAGAAGACAAGGAGCUCCAGCUGAGUGACUUGGACGACUUUGACACCAUCGAGUCUGAGAGCUCCGAGUGUGAACUCAAGCACCGCUUUCACAUGAACGCGCACAUGGCGACCACCGACGACCGCCUCAAAGAGUCUUCUCCAAAGCUCUCCAUUCCCGGUCUGCUCGAAGCCAAAAGCGGCAUGAAAAGCACCGCGGAAGACUGCGAGCUUCGGAACAGCAAACCGUGCUUCCAGCAGCAGGGCCAUGCGUUACUGGACAGCAAACCCCGCAUCUGGUCUCUGGCCCAGACCGCCACAGAGUACUCCUCGUGUAUGCUUCGGUGUCAGCCAUCGCCCUCAGACUCCUCACCUGUCAGCGGCCUGGAGAGACAGCAGGACUCACCUGUCACGACUCUCAGAAACUGGGUAGACGGGGUUUUUCACGACCCCUUGUUUAGACACAGCUCCUUGAACCAAGCACAGACGAACACUACGGUUUCUUGGACCACCUCGACCAAAGGGUCGAUCUUAGAGACUGGAGUCCUUGGACGCUCCAACAACGUGAUAAAAACACAGCAGCAAGAGGCCAGCAAGGACAGUAUGCCAUUUCCAAAGGGGGUGAAUAAAAUAUUCUGUUCCUAGCACACCGAAUGACUCUCGAAAAGACUGUUUGGAAUAGCUGUUUACGCUUUCAGUUCACAAACAAAUGCCAGACUGUGAAUCGAUGGGCCCAAAAUACGUUUUGUUACAUAAAACCAUGAGGAAAUGUAUGUAUUUAUUGCUGUGUUGACAUCUCACUGGCGAGGGGUUGGUUUAUAUAUAUAUAUUUAUCGGUUUGGUUGACGCACGUUCAGAUUAUGUAAAUUAACUGGAAGUUUAUGUUCUGAAAGACUGAAAAAAAAAAAAAAAGUUUACAGCCUAGUUUUGUUCCAGCUUUUAUCGUUUCUUUGGCAUGCAUAUGUUGCUAGUUUUUAUUGAUCAUUCUUUUAGACGAACUCCGACCUUGUUGCAACGACUCACAAGUGUCACUGUUAAGAAAGCAUCGCACAAAUGCACAGAUCUCCUCGAAACGGGGAAUGUUGAAAUCUGCUCACUAUAAUAAACGGUGGAUUUUUCGCAGCUUUUGUUCUGUGUAUCGAUCAGAGUCGCUGUCCCUGGUGCUGAACACACGCGAUAGAGAUGAGAUUCACCUGCU
Molecule: messenger RNA, 2042 nt
Organism: Onychostoma macrolepis
Lineage: Eukaryota; Metazoa; Chordata; Actinopteri; Cypriniformes; Cyprinidae
Gene: irx4a
Product: iroquois homeobox 4a
Exons: 5
Coding region: 146-1489 (447 amino acids)
Biological process (GO): regulation of transcription by RNA polymerase II; cell development; neuron differentiation
Cellular component (GO): nucleus
Molecular function (GO): RNA polymerase II cis-regulatory region sequence-specific DNA binding; DNA-binding transcription factor activity, RNA polymerase II-specific
Source: RefSeq, a predicted model, not a curated record